AUGGAGCAACCAACCCCUUCCACUGCUCUCGCACCCACCACAUUCACGCUUUUCCCAAAGCUACCAGCGGAGAUACAGAUUAAGAUAUGGGAGAUGGCGAUGAAGGAUGCUGGUCGGGUCGUUGAGAUGAUGGUGUAUACGGUCAAGGGAUACCCGCGCCACUACUGCACUGAUGCUAAGGUUCCUGAUAUUCUAUUGGUAAGUCAUACCUUUGAUGAAUGAGUUCAUAACUAACAAUGUUAGGCCACGCAUGCUGCUAGGGCAGCUGUACAACCAGCAUAUGGUCGCGACUGGACCCUCGAUGCAUGGACGACGGAACUCUAUAACUACUAUUGCGGUACCCUUGCUGAUGCUGGAGACCGUCUGGAAUAUUACGGUACAUCCUAUGACCAGGGCGAUCCUUGGGACGAGGACCUUACUUCAGAGACGUUUGACUAUUGCCCAAGGCCUGCCCAAGAUCGUCGAACUGAUGAGCAUUGCCCCCUUUUUCGCCAUCGCAUCAAUUUCGAAAUCGACAUCUUGUACCUCAACUUGAACCAUUGCACUACCAAGUUUUGGACCUCACUCUAUGACAUGUCCCCAGGGCAGCCAGUAGAGCGUGUCGCUAUUCAGUUUGAGGAGGAGGAGGACCCCGACACUGACAUUUGGGAUCUUUUCGCUAGGCCAACGUUGAGAGAGGUCUUUCUGGUAUUCGGGGACAUUGAUUGCUGCAACCCCAAUCCAUCUGGUCAUAAGCGAAUCAAGGAGCUUUCGACCGAUGGCGUUGUGAUCCCGGCAGAAUUCAACGAUCGCAUCGCCCAGUUCGAAGUCGGUUUUGCCCAGUACUGGAUGGAUGAGAUUUGUGCUGGUAUGAGUGAGGAGGAGAAGGAUGAAGUGGUGGUGCCAUCAAUCAUUAGAGCGCGCCAUCCGAGAAGAAUAGGGGUUGGGGGAUACCCUUUUUUUCUUUCCGCCACCAAUCCUCUCCUCGAACCAAUCCUCCUCGUGGGCUCUGCAAUCGCUCACCACCAUCGCCCUCACAGCUUCCGAUCUUGCAUCCUGACUAGGCCUGGGAACACCCCAGAGAAUCAUGAUCGAAACGACGGGUCCAUUGAUCCUCCACUACGAAGCUGGGAAGGAACAGUACACGAUUACCAUGGUCUGACAGGGGAGAGUAAGGGACAAUCAUGCAGUUUUCUGGGUUAG
This is a messenger RNA of Hymenoscyphus albidus, 1182 nucleotides long. The record is from the annotation of a GenBank genome assembly. NCBI's taxonomy places the organism in Eukaryota, Fungi, Ascomycota, Leotiomycetes, Helotiales, Helotiaceae.